CCUGUGUCUCUACACUCGCUGAGGUAUGCAUUCUCCCUUACGAUCUAAUGACCUUACUUAUGACUUGUACCAUAGACUCUGUGUUAUAGGUACAGCUAAUGAUAUAGCUCCUGUGUCUCUACACUUGCUGAGACUCUGUCUUAUAGGUGAUCGCUACUGGUCGUAUCUCCACUGCGCGGUAUUGUCUGCGACAGCUACCCACUUUCGACAUGAGGCACGAGGUCGAGAAGCCUGAGUAGCGUAAAUACAGCCCUCGGGACCGAGCCGGCGUUGAGAAAACAGACAAGGCAGUGACAGUGAGAACAUCAGGUCCGCUCAAUUCUCGCCUCCAAACUUUACGAUCGAUGCAUGCUCUGGCUACAUACGUUGCUAGAAGCCGAGAGUGAAGCUUUGACUAAAGCCCAUUUGUGUGUUUUUCCUGUUCCCCGCAGCUCAUAAGUUGCUUUUGGUAGACCAAGAAUGAGCUGAACUCGGCGAGAAAUUUGACAUAUCGUUGAUCUA
Molecule: messenger RNA, 501 nt
Organism: Mycena citricolor
Lineage: Eukaryota; Fungi; Basidiomycota; Agaricomycetes; Agaricales; Mycenaceae
Source: the annotation of a GenBank genome assembly